Messenger RNA from Cladocopium goreaui, 1356 nucleotides. The record is from the annotation of a GenBank genome assembly. NCBI's taxonomy places the organism in Eukaryota, Dinophyceae, Suessiales, Symbiodiniaceae.
AUGUGCCAGGUCGCAUUGCUGGAUAUUGCAGGCAAGCCUGCGUGUUUUGCCUUUGCACCGCCUGAGAAGCAACUUGAGGAGCAGAUUCCAGCUGAUGCCACAGAUGAACCAAUGCCCAGCAAUCUGCCGGAGAUUCCAGAGCUGGACGACGAUGAAAUGGAAUUCAGAUUCCUGCGCGGCAAUGACUGUGAGGUGUCGGAGGUGUUGAGAUACCCUGCCCUGCCAUUGGAGCCACCGAUAAAUGUCACAUGCAGGUUGAAGAUGACUGAACCGCACUCCACCUUUGGCGUUUCCAUCAGUUUCCACGGCGUUCCCAGUUUGGGCUUUCACUCGGUGCCGGAGGAAUAUCAAUUGAUGCUCCAGGAAAUGGAGGGUCCCGAGGUUGUCAAGGAGCAGCUCCUUCCACCCCAGCGGCUGCCUUUAAGUCGAGUGGCUGAGGCCUUCCCUGGCGCCUUGCAGCGCCCAGAUUUCCUCUGCGCCGCCGGCCGGGCCAAAGCUCCUGCAGCGCGGGGCGGCGGACAACAUCCACGACGCCUGGGGGAAUUGGAGUUCGAAGACUUUGUGACCGAGGUCACCUAUGGCAAGUCCUAUCGUUUAGCAGUUCGGUGGAUCUCCAAGUUCAAGGUUUCUCCAUGGAGUGCCACAGCCGACAUUGAUGUGACGUUCCCUCCACCCAGCACCACCCAGGAGGCCUUGUUGGUCGGCCUGCUGCCGGAUGCCACGAUGUCUACGGAGCUGGCCGGGGAGGACUUUGUGGCACCGUCUUUGUGGCAUCGCUUUGAACUCACCUGGCAGCCCUUCAUCGCUUCGCUGUGGGGCAGCCGAAUGGAGUAUCGUUUGGAGCGGCGUAGCCUGCUCCAUGACCGGCGCCGAGCACCGCCAGGCAUUCUCCCGGACGCUGACUCCUUGGAGUUGGAGACUUCUCCAUGGGAACUCGUGGGGCAGGUUAUGGCUGGCAUUGAAGAUGCAACUGGUAAAGGGUGUUUCCAGCUUACCAACUCCUCCAAGCCAACACCAACGCCUGUGUCGGAGAAGGGGACAUCAGGAACUGCUGGCCGAAGUGAAGCACAUCAACAGGCACGCUGCGUUUUAGAUUUCGUCUACCAGUCUCACGCGGAUCGCUUCUCGGAGAGCUAUGGCAGGACGUCCAGGGCGGUGGCAACAUGGCCGGUCAUUGCCCUUUGGAAUGCGGCAACGGAGGCCAGUGUCCGAUGCAGCUGUGACAAGUCGCCAGGAGACGGCUUGGAGAAACGCUGCGCCGUAUGGUGUAUGUCAGUGCAGGUGGCCAGCGGUGGAGGGAGUGGCGAAGGGCGACACAACUUGGGUGCAGAAAAUGGGGAGUUGAUCCUGCAGUGA